This is a messenger RNA of Trematomus bernacchii (emerald rockcod), 3524 nucleotides long. Its product is annotated as xanthine dehydrogenase/oxidase-like. Gene Ontology annotation, molecular function: iron ion binding; xanthine dehydrogenase activity; 2 iron, 2 sulfur cluster binding. Lineage: Eukaryota; Metazoa; Chordata; Actinopteri; Perciformes; Nototheniidae. The record is from RefSeq and is a predicted model, not a curated record.
ACACAUGCUAUAUCAUAAAACAAUGACUAAAAACAGGAUAAAAAGCCAUGAAAACAUAAAGAAAGGUCAACAUGUCCCCUGGUCUGAACAGAGAGACGGGUCCAGAUGGAAGGCUUGUGUUGUCCCUUAGGUCACUGGGAUGUAUAAGUUAUAUAGGCUGAGCAGUUCUCAUUUGUCCUGGGAGGUUGUUCCAGAGUCCCUGAAGGCCACACCUCCAGGGGGAGGAUGGGCCUCUCAGCGGCCCAGGAGAGGAGCUCUCAGACGGACUGAAGAGCUCCAGGAACAGCAGGGACACGAACAGAGACAUGAAGGGAGACAUGAAGGGAGACAUGAAGGGAGACAUGAAGGGAGACAUGGCUGAACCCAGAUCGGAUGAACUCGUCUUCUUCGUGAACGGGAAGAAGAUCGUGGAGAGGAGCGCAGACCCUGAGACCACUCUGCUGACGUACCUGAGGAGGAAAUUGGGUCUAACAGGCACUAAGCUGGGCUGUGCAGAGGGGGGGUGUGGAGCCUGCACCGUCAUGCUGUCCAGGGUCCAGACGCCCAGCCAGAACAUUCUACACCACUCUGUGAACGCCUGCUUGUUGCCGCUAUGCUCUCUUCACAUGGUUGCCGUGACGACGGUGGAGGGCAUCGGCAGCGUGGCGAGGAAACUGCACCCUGUCCAGGAGCGUAUCGCGAGGUCUCAUGGCUCUCAGUGUGGAUUCUGCACUCCAGGGAUCGUCAUGUCCAUGUAUUCUCUGCUGAGAAACAACGCCUCGCCCAACAUGGCCGACCUGGAGGACGCCUUCCAGGGAAACCUGUGUCGCUGCACCGGAUACCGACCAAUCCUGGAGGGGUUCAAGACCUUCACUGUGAGGGGGGGGUGCUGCGGUGGAAAGGGGCGGGACAACGGCUGCUGUAUGUCCAAUGGGAACGCAGCGCAGAAAAACGAAGAGGAAGACGAACAUGAAGCGACGUCUCUAUUUAACGCUGAAGACUUCGCGCCCUUUGACCCCACGCAGGAGGUCAUCUUCCCUCCUGAACUCAUGACCCUCUCCAGAGGUCAGAGGUCGUCCUCUCUGUGUUUCCGGGGCUCUCGGAGCACCUGGUUUCAGCCCGGCUCUCUGCAGGAGCUCCUGAAUCUGAAGUGGGAACACCCCGAGGCCCGGGUGGUGGUGGGGAACACCGAAGUGGGGAUCGAGGUGAAGUUUAAGAACAUGGUGUACCCUGUGAUCCUCGCUCCGGCCUUCCUCCCCGAGAUGAGCCACGUCACACACACUGAGGACGGUAUUGAGUUUGGAGCAGCGUGCACGCUCAGCCACAUGGGGGCGGUACUGAGGGCAGCGCUGGAGACUCUUCCUCCUCAUCAGACCGAGGUCUUCCUCGCCGUCCUGGAGCAGCUACGCUGGUUCGCUGGACUGCAGAUACGCAACGUGGCCGCGGUGGGAGGGAACAUCAUGACGGCCAGCCCCAUAUCGGACCUCAACCCUGUGUUCAUGGCAGCUGGCUGCAAACUCACGCUGGUGGACAAAGACGGCAGCAGGGAGGUUCAGAUGGACGACAGCUUCUUCACCGGCUACAGGAAGACCAUUCUGCGCCCGCAGGAGAUCCUGCUGUCCAUCCUCAUCCCGUACAGCAAGAAGAAUCAGUUCGUGUCGGCCUUCAAACAGUCUCCUCGGCGUGAGGACGACAUCAGCGUCGUGACGGCAGCGAUGAGCGUCGUCUUCUCCUCAGGGACGGACAUCGUGGAGGAGCUGAGGCUGAGCUAUGGAGGCAUGGCGGCCACUACCAAACUGGCCAUGAAGACGGGGAACAAACUGCUGGGAAGGCCUUGGGGGGAGGAGCUCCUGCAGGAAGCUUGCUCCUCAUUGGCCGAGGAGAUGACCCUCGACCCCUCUGCGCCCGGCGGCAUGGUGACGUAUCGGCGAACUUUGACCCUGAGUCUCUUCUAUAAAUUCUACCUGACGGUUCUCCAGAAGCUCAGAGAUCAGGGGGUGAAGGGGGAGGAGCUUCAGUCUGAAUACCUGAGUGCAUCAGAGAUCUUUCACCCAGAGACCCCCUGCAGUGCUCAGAUCUACCAGGCGGUGCCAGAGGGGCGGAGCCUGGAGGACGUGGUGGGACGUCCCAUGAUGCACCUCUCUGCGCUGCAGCAGGCGACCGGCGAGGCUCUGUACUGCGACGACGUACCGCUGUACGAGAACGAGCUCUACCUGGCGUUCAUUACCAGCACAAAGGCACACGCUAACAUCAUCUCUAUAGACUCCUGUGCAGCGGAGGAGAUGCCAGGCGUUGUCUGCUGUGUGUUUGCCUCUGAUAUUCCGGGCAGUAACGCUACGGGACCGAUCCAUUACGACGAGACGGUGCUCGCUGACCAACAGGUGACGUGUGUCGGACACAUCAUCGGAGCCGUGGUGGCAGAAACUCAGCUGGAAGCUCAGAGAGCAGCUAAAGCUGUGAAGGUUCAAUACGAGGAGCUGAAGCCCAUCAUCACCAUACAGGAAGCCAUCGCUAACCAGUCCUUCUACCAGCCGUUCAGAACCAUCCAGAACGGAGACCUGGAGGCGGGCUUUAAGCAGGCCGACCACAUCCUGGAGGGUGAGAUGCACAUUGGAGGGCAGGAGCAUUUCUACCUGGAGACCAACGUCACCCUGGCUGUUCCUCGAGAGGACGGAGAGAUGGAGCUGUUCGUGUCUACGCAGGCUCCCACCAAAACACAGUCUCUGGUGGCGAAGGCUCUGGGCGUCUCGGCCAAUCGGGUGGUGGUGCGGGUGAAGAGGAUGGGGGGGGGCUUCGGGGGGAAGGAGUCCCGCACCACGCUGCUGUCCACCGUGGUCGCCGUGGCAGCCAACAAGCUACGGAGGCCUGUGAGGUGCAUGCUGGACCGAGACGAGGACAUGUUGAUCACUGGGGGGAGACACCCCUUCUACGGGAAAUACAAGGUGGGUUUCCUGAACAGUGGAAAGGUUGUGGCUCUGGACGUGUCGUACUACAGUAACGUAGGACACUCCAUGGACCUCUCUCUGUCGGUGAUGGAGCGCGCUCUCUUCCACAUGGAGAACUCAUACAGUCUGACCAACGUUAGAGGCCGUGGCUUCCUGUGUAAAACCAACCUGCCGUCAAACACCGCCUUCAGAGGCUUCGGAGGACCUCAAGGGAUGAUGGUGACGGAGAACUGGAUCACUGACGUGGCUCAGAGCCUGGGGAAGCCUUCUGAUGAGGUGCGUCGGUUGAACCUGUACAUGGAGGGCCAGUCGACGCCCUAUAACCAGAUCCUGGGUCAGUUCACGUUGGACCGCUGCUGGGACGAGUGCAUGUUACGCUCGGAGUACCAACAGCGCCGCGCCGCCAUCGAACUCUACAACAAACAGAACCGAUGGACCAAGCGAGGCCUUGCCAUCGUUCCAACAAAGUUUGGCAUCAGCUUCACCGCCCUCUUCCUCAACCAGGCCGGCGCUCUGGUUCACAUCUACACUGACGGCUCUGUGUUGUUGACUCACGGCGGGACGGAGAUGGGACAAGGACUCCACACCAAGAUGGUCCAG